UUCCCACCUUACCCACUUCCUUUCUCUAUAUCCUCUUCUUACACCUCAAACGGCUCCAUUGGACAGUCGUCAAUCAUCGAUAACAACCAUGAUGAAACCUUCCAGGAGGAAAGUCCCCCUCUCGAUCGUCGCCGUUAUCGUUUGUGCAUUUGCAUUCUCUGCAGUGUUGUACAUGGAGGAUAUUGGCGCUCUCACCCGCACUUCCAUACUUAAAAUCACACCUUGUUCCACAAUUUCUAAUGAGGUGGAAACAGAGGAGAAAACUGAUUCUGCAGUGGACCAAAUGACUGAGUUUGAUCCGGACAAGUGCGAUGUGACAAAAGGGAGGUGGGUCUUCAACAUUUCAUCUAAGCCGUUCUAUUCGGAUCGGACGUGCCCAUACUUGGACAAACAAGUAUCCUGUAGGAUGAAUGGACGGUCGGAUGGUGAUUAUCGUUACUGGGAAUGGCAGCCGGAUGAAUGCAAUUUGCCAAGGUUUGAUGGUGCAGUGGCCUUAGAGAGGCUGAGAGGAAAGAGGCUAAUGUUUGUGGGAGACUCCCUCCAAAGAGGCCAAUGGCAAUCUUUUGUUUGCCUGGUUGAAUCUCAUAUACCUGAAGGCCAAAAGUCCAUUCGACGUGGUCGGACUCUCACUGUUUUCAAAGCCAAGGAAUAUAAUGCUACGAUCGAAUUCUAUUGGGCACCUUUCCUUGUCGAAUCCAACUCCGAUCUCCAUGUUAUACCAGACCCCAAUGAUAGAAUAUUGAGAGUUGAUUCCAUUCGUAAGCAUGCGAAGAAUUGGAUAGGAGUAGAUAUCCUUGUGUUCAAUACAUAUGUUUGGUGGAUGAGUGGUCUAAAGAUCAAGAGCCUGUGGGGUUCCUUUGCGAACGGAGAGGAUGGAUUCGAGGAGUUGGACGCACCCAUCGCUUAUAGGUUUGGUUUGAAAACAUGGGCCAAUUGGGUUGAUUCGACUGUGAAUCCAAACAAGACCAGAGUCUUCUUCACUACAAUGUCACCUACCCACAUGAGAAGUGCUGAUUGGCACAACAUGAAGGGGAUCCGAUGCUAUAAUGAAACAAGGCCAGUCUUGGAUAAGGGAUACUGGGGAAGUGGUUCUGAUCUCCGGAUGAUGAAGGUCGUGACGGAUAUCGUUAAUAGAAUGAAGGUCCCAGUGUCUUUUGUUAACAUAACACAACUAUCGGAGCACCGGAUAGACGGCCAUACAUCAGUUUACACUGAAUACCAAGGUAACGUCCUAACAGAUGAACAAAAAUCAGACCCGCAGAAAUACGCAGACUGUAUACACUGGUGUUUGCCUGGAGUGCCUGAUACAUGGAAUCAAGUCUUUUAUGCCUACUUGUAAACAAGAAGAGAAUUCAUUGUUAUUCAUGCAUUGAUGAAUUUCAAUUCAAAUAUACAUAGAAUUCCAAUCUUGCA
Messenger RNA from Magnolia sinica, 1413 nucleotides. RefSeq names its product protein trichome birefringence-like 3. Gene Ontology annotation, cellular component: Golgi apparatus. The record is from RefSeq and is a predicted model, not a curated record. Gene Ontology annotation, molecular function: O-acetyltransferase activity. The transcript has 6 exons. Lineage: Eukaryota; Viridiplantae; Streptophyta; Magnoliopsida; Magnoliales; Magnoliaceae. The coding region runs from base 89 to 1339 and encodes 416 amino acids.